AUGGAAAAGCUACUUAGACCCACACGUCUGGACAUUGAUCCUAACUCGCCUACAGCAGCCAAGGAGUGGAAGCACUGGCAUCGCACAUUCAUAAACUUCAUUGAGGAGUACGGAGAAAAUGCUCCUGAUAAACUCAGAACUCUGAUCUUUGCUAGACACCUCUUAGCUAAAAGGCGGCAGCAGCCUGGUGAGACCCUUGAUGAGUUUCUAAGAGAACUUCGCAAACUCAGUAAAGACUGUAACUUGAAACCAGUUACUGCGGAACAGUAUCGUGAAGAAUUAAUCCAUGAUGCCUUCAUCAAUGGUAUUUCCUCACCACUCAUCUGGCAACGUCUUCUGGAGAACAAGACACUUGGCUUACAGAAUGCUUAUAAUCAGGCAUACUCACUUGACCUGGCCCAGCAUAAUGCUGAUGCUUACUCAUCACCACUGCUGCACCAGUUGUACCUGAGCAACCCCAGACAAAAGAAGAGCUACCCCAUGAGGACCAUACACUAG
Messenger RNA from Homarus americanus (American lobster), 498 nucleotides. RefSeq lists its product as uncharacterized. NCBI's taxonomy places the organism in Eukaryota, Metazoa, Arthropoda, Malacostraca, Decapoda, Nephropidae. Bases 1 to 498 code for a protein of 165 amino acids. The record is from RefSeq and is a predicted model, not a curated record. The transcript is spliced from 2 exons.